CAGUUACUUCUAUCAGUUUGAAAAAGCUCUAUAUUCUAAGUUUUUAUAUUCAAAAAAAAUAUCUAUAUUUUAACGAAAUAUAAAGUUCUUUUUUAUUUUGAAGAUUUAAAUAUAUUAAAUUAAAUUAAAUUAAUUCAAAUUUACAUUUAUUUUACUGUGAUAUGUGCUAUAAACAAAAUAUUAAUUUUAAUAUAUAAAAAAAAUAGUAACAAGUUUAUUUGGAUGUAAUUUAAAGUCUUCUUAUCAAAAAUGGAAUUUCCAAAUUUAGGCAAGCAUUGCUCAGAAAAUAGUUGUAAUCGAUUGGACUUUUUACCUCUUAAGUGUGAUGCCUGUUGUAUAAUUUUUUGUAGUGAACAUAUAUCAUAUAACAAUCAUAAUUGUCCAAGUGCUUAUAAAAAAAAUAUUCAAGUCCCAGUAUGUCCUCUAUGUAAUGUUCCAAUACCUAUUAAACGUGGUGAUCCUCCAGAUAUUGCAGUUGGGCAACAUAUUGAUAAUGAAUGUCAAUCAGAUUUAAAAACAUCUAGUCAGAAAAUCUUUUGUAAUAGAUGUUCCAUGAAAGGUUGUAAAAUCAAAGAAGUAAUUCAAGUGCAUUGUUCUGAUUGUGGUAAAAAUUUCUGUUUAAAACAUAGACACCCAACAGAUCAUGCAUGUAUAGAUCAAAAACAAAUGGCUCAAAAGAAAAGACUUGAUGUUCUAGAAAAUCAUGUGAAAUUAAAUAGAAGAAAUGGUGAGAUUUUCAAAAAUUAUCAAGGUAGCAUAAGUGAAGAUGAAGCUCUUGCUAGAGCUCUUCAGGCUUCAAUGCAAGAAACAAAUACCACUAGACAAGCACUUGAAGAUGCACCUUCAGGAAAUAGAGAUAGAUGUAGACUCUCAUAAAUUUUAGUUUAUAAUAUAAAUUUGUAUAAUAGUUUUAAAAUGUUUUUCGAUUAAAUAAAUAUAGAGAAAUUAUUAUA
Messenger RNA from Apis mellifera (honey bee), 953 nucleotides. RefSeq names its product AN1-type zinc finger protein 2A. Gene Ontology annotation, cellular component: cytoplasm; endoplasmic reticulum. Gene Ontology annotation, molecular function: zinc ion binding. The transcript is spliced from 3 exons. The coding region runs from base 250 to 876 and encodes 208 amino acids. Gene Ontology annotation, biological process: protein targeting to ER; proteasome-mediated ubiquitin-dependent protein catabolic process. Lineage: Eukaryota; Metazoa; Arthropoda; Insecta; Hymenoptera; Apidae. The record is from RefSeq and is a predicted model, not a curated record.